This is a messenger RNA of Cervus elaphus (red deer), 5169 nucleotides long. It is a transcript of the gene B4GALT4, whose product is annotated as beta-1,4-galactosyltransferase 4. Lineage: Eukaryota; Metazoa; Chordata; Mammalia; Artiodactyla; Cervidae. Gene Ontology annotation, molecular function: glycosyltransferase activity. Bases 273 to 1181 code for a protein of 302 amino acids. Gene Ontology annotation, biological process: carbohydrate metabolic process. The record is from RefSeq and is a predicted model, not a curated record. The transcript has 7 exons.
GCGACUCCCGACGCGGGCGGGGGCGGAGCAGACGAGUGGAGCCUCCUCCCGGCGGCGAGGGCGGUCCCCACAGCCUUUGCUCCGCGUCUCCGCUUUCUGCGGGCGGUGCUCGUCGCCGCGGCGUCUGGGGGAUUUUUGGAGCAGAACGCCCAAACAAAAGCAGGCAUCGCACAAUCAGUUGUCAUCAAGUUUGCAGAUUGGAAUAGCUGAACUUGAAGCUUCCUGCCUGCAGUGGAGGCCGAGAGAUACCUAUUGCUCACAUAAUCAAAGACAUGAACUUCAACGUGACUUUCCACCUUUCCUACAGAUUCCGAUUGCUGUUGCUUUUUACCUUGUGCCUGACAGUGGUUGGGUGGGCCACCAGUAACUACUUUGUGGGUGCUAUUCAAGAGAUACCUAAAGCAAAGGAUCUUGUGGCUAGUUUGAGCAAGGGUGUCGUUUUAGGGAAGAAAGGAACUGUGACGGAUGAAGCAUUUGUGGAAAAAGCAAAACUUGACAACUGCCCUUCUGUGUCUCCAUAUCUCAAAGGCCAGACCAAGCUCGUGUUCAAGCCAGAUCUCACUCUGGAGGAAGUCCAGGCAGAGAACCCCGAGGUGCACAGAGGCCGGUAUCGCCCUGAGGAGUGCAGGGCUUUGCAGCGGGUUGCCAUCCUCAUCCCUCACCGGCACAGGGAGAAGCACCUGCUGUACCUGCUGGAACACCUUCACCCCUUCUUGCAGAGGCAGCAGCUGGACUAUGGCAUCUACGUCAUCCACCAGGCUGGAAGUAAGAAGUUUAAUCGUGCCAAACUCCUGAAUGUGGGCUAUAUAGAAGCUCUCAAGGAUGAAAUUUGGGACUGUUUCAUAUUCCACGAUGUGGACCUGGUACCUGAGAAUGAUUUGAACCUUUACAGGUGUGAGGAUCAGCCCAGGCAUCUGGUGGUUGGCAGGAACAGCACGGGGUACAGGUUACGUUACAGUGGAUAUUUUGGGGGUGUUACUGCCCUAAGUCGAGAGCAAUUUUUCAAGGUGAAUGGAUUCUCUAACAACUACUGGGGAUGGGGAGGCGAAGACGAUGACCUCAGACUCAGGGUUGAACUUCAUAGAAUGAAAAUAACCCGGCCACUGCCUGAAGUGGGUAAAUAUACUAUGAUCUUCCACAAGAGAGACCAAGGCAAUGAGGUGAAUAUAGAACGUGUGUAGGAUGGAUCUCCUUCAAAUCUUUCAAUGUAAGCAACAUAUUAUAACAGAUUAAAUGAAGAUGAAAUAUGGGAAGCCAACUGUCUUCAGUAAAAGCCAGACAUUGAAGAGACUUUCAAAAAUGUAAAAAAAUGAAUGCUACUUUUCUCGCUUUCUUUUUGUUUGAGAAAAUAGUCUUUUUUUCCCACAGAAAUAUAUUGUUCAUAGUAACAUGUAAUAGUUUGUUAUUGUUAUUUUAAAUGAAUUAACACAUAUUUUUUAAAAUUCUGUGUUAAUUUGUAACAGGGUUAGUUGGUUAAUUUCCCCCAUAAAUAAAAAUCUUUUUGGAGUCCUCAGUAAUUUUUGAGAAAGUGAAAAUGCGUUCUGAAACCAAAAGUUUGAGACUGCUUUCUGAAUGCAAUGGGUCUUAAUCCUGACAACAAAUUAGAAUCAUCUGGAAAAUUAAAAAAAAAAAAAAAACAAAUACGAAAGACCUGGGUCUUGCCCCUAAAUCAACUGAAAUCUGAAUCUCAGAGGUUGGGGCUUAGGUAUGUUCCCCUCCGGCUCCUCCAUGAGGUUUUAAUGUGCAGUUAGGACUGAGACCCACUGUUAUACCCUCCUAGCUGCAUGUGGAUCAAAUAAAGUGGGCAGAAGGACCAGGGGAGACUGGUGAAGGCAGCCCUUUGUAAGGAGGGAGGCAGGUGAGAGUUGGGCAGGAGACAUCUAGAGAAAUGACAGUCUUUGAUAUCUACUUGUAAUGAAUUUAUAAGAUCUAGAGAGACGGAGAAGACGCAAGUGCACCCGUCAGCCAGAGAAGAACCUGGUUGGUAGGGGAGGUUCAAGCCUACCUCCCCCCGGAAAUCCACUGUCCUUCCCCUGGUGCCAGCACCCUGCUGACAAGCUCCCAGGUCUGAGCUGCUGUUUCUAGACAGUCUCGUGUGGUUGAGUUAACCAGGGACAGUCUCGAGGUCUCUCCUCACCGCUAUCCUCUCAGAAAUAAAACAUGCGAUGGGAAAUACUCACAGUCCAACAGAGAAUGGCAAAUCCAAACCACGCAACUCCCCAGGCAUGUCGGUUCAUUGGUCCAGAGAUCAGCUCAUAGCAGCCCUGGAGAGGAGUGGGGGAUUCCACAUCCGCAUGAAAGGGACCAGAAAAAAGAGGUAAAAGAUGGUGGGAAGGUGAUUUGAAUCAAUGCCAGCCCAAAGUCCAGUUUAACAUGACCAGGCUAUUUGUAUAUCCCCAUGGACAGCCAGGUAUUAACUAUGCUGUACUGAAGAAAUAGGAAUAAUCCUGAUGAACAACUAUUCUAUAUCAUAUUUAUUUCUGUUUCUUUUCAUUCGAUCUAACUAACAAAGGUGCUGCUAUUUUAGCAAAACAUUUUCAUAUUGAAUAUGUGGCAAUGUAAAGUAUUCUUAAUAAAAUUUGAGGUUUUUUCCUCUCCCCAAAGAUUUUAUUGGUGAUUUUUUGAAGGCCGAGUCACUUUUUGAUUUGUUUUUCAAUAAAUGUGCUUCUAGUUAAUGAGAAUUAGGUUUUAUUUUUUAAUCAUUAGAGGAACUCCUAUACAGUACUUUCUGAAUUCUCAUUUGACAUUGUACUUAACAUAUCUUUACAGGAUUCUAGAAGAACCGCCGUGUGUUUGCGAAAGAGUGAUUCAUUUUUCACUCAUUGAGUCAUUCAUUCAUUCAUGUAUGCCAUAAUCUGGUUAGUUUUAUACAUAGCGCAUUCUGUCCUAGUCUCUAUGCAAAGUGCUGGAGUAAUACACACACGUAGGGCUAGACCUGCCAUCUAAGUGGCCUCUGCUAAAGACCUUGAAAUCAUAGGAAUGCCUAGGAAAUGCAGUGACCAGAUUGGUUUUAUGAACCACUGAGAUCCAGAGAGAAAAGUCUCUGAAAGGCUGACCUUGAAGUUUAUGCCCUGCCCAGUGUCUACCAUUGGUCACCUGAAGUUCUGUCCUUUCUGACCCCGCCCCAGUCUCUUGUUCAUCCACUCCCAUGCCCUGGCUUUGCUAUAUAUGCCUUGAUUUCUCUUCAUUUACCCUACUCCAUCUACCUGACCCCUCCAUUCACCCUGAUGCUCACAUGUGUCUUGGAAUUAUCCUUAAUUGUUUUUCUCUUAAGCACAUCUGUUUGGAUUUAAAAUACACUUCAAAUCCAAACAUGUAUUACUUCCUACUACCACCUUGGUCCACCAUGGCCUCACUCCAGGGUUCCCACAGUCUCCUCUUCGCUGGUUUCCCUGAGGCCCAAGUCCACCCUUGGUACCCUACUAGUUUUCAUACAGUGCCAGAGGGGUCCUAGUAAAACAUGUCAGAUCACUUCGCCUUCCUGCUCAGAACCCUCUAAAGGUUUCCCACCACCUUAAGAUGAAAUUCUAAGUCUUCACGAUGGCCGAUGAGGUGCUGUAGGAAACGGCCCUGCCUCUGUCUGUGGCCCCAGCCACUGCUAGCAGAGGCUGUCUUACUGCAAAGCUUGGGCUCAGGGCUCCUUAGUUGCAAGACCAUUUCAAAGCCCUGUACCUAAUUUUGUAUUCACAGUAUGCAAAAACAUUUAAAUUGUUUUUCCAAAGGAGAAUACCUCUCCACAAAUCUGAAAAGCUUUAGGCCCUAAGAAAUCUACCUUCUUCACUCCUACUGUUCUUUACUUGUUCUGGCCUUGCCAAAUGGAUUGCCUUGAGAGCCCCCACCUUAGGGCCUUUUCACUUGCUACUUCCUUUGUUCAGAACUCUCUUCAGUUUUCUUUAAUUGAGGGUCUCCUUUCCUCACUUAAUUCAGAACUCUGUGCAAGUAUCUUAAUAAAGCCUUUCCUGACAACCAGAGAAAAAUAACUAUCUCCCCAUCAUCUUCUAUAUCUUUAUCCUGCUUUAUUUCUGCUCAUAGCACUUACCACUACCUGGAAUUGAUUGUGUAUUGAUUUGGUAGCUUGUUUGUGGUUUGUCUCCUAUACUAAAGUGCAAGUUCUAUGAGGGCAUGGACUUUAUCUUGCUCCUUAUUGAAUCUCUAGAACCUAGAACAAGUGCCUGGUGCAAAGUGGGCACCUGGUUAGGAUGAAUAGAACAUGAUAGAAAAUAAUAAUUACAAUGAUGUUAUUUGUGACCCACUUGAUGGUUCACAAAUACUCUUCUAUCCAUCUAUCACUUGGUUCCCCUGACAAUCCUGGGAGGUGGUCAUUUGUCCAGCAAUAUGUUUACAAGCCCACUUAUGCCAAGUGCCAGGCUCCAGGCUGGGCAUUCAACUGUGACAAGGUAGAAAUGAGUCUUGCCCUCAUGAAGCUUACAGACAGAAGUCCCAGGUUUUCACCCUUUCUCAUUUAGUACCUUUCAUGAUGCCUUUUUCUCAUUGUAGCAGUGCUUACCUUCAUCUUCCUUAGUUCCAUCAUAAUGUUCUUGAGGUGUAGUGAAUCAGAAUUUGCACAUAGCAUUUUGGGGGCAGAUGAACCAUGAUGUAAGAAUGUAUAUAUUUGCAUCUGACAUGCUGUGUGACAUUUUGGUGGGUUUCUAUUAUUACUACCCUUUUGAUAAUGCCCCUUAUUUUGUUAACCUUUCUUCAUGAAUUGUAGAUCUCACAAAGCUGUUGGAUAGCCUCAAAACUGGGUUGUUCAGUUUUAAGUGAAAACAAAAGAUACAUUUUUCAUCUUCAUCAAGAAUUUCAUUGAACAAUGUAUUUAUUAAGCGAAUGAACUUUCUGGCCAGGCCAAUACAAUGUGGAUGAGAAAAAGUCAUUCACCUCUUCAUUUGACCGUCUAGAAAACAUUUAUUGAUACCUGUUUUGUGCCAGGCAUUAUGCUAAGUACUGAGAUACAGAAUUGAAUGAUGCAUGGCCCUCAAGGAGACUAAUGGGCAAAACAGGCUUGCAAGCAAAUACUUAUUUUUCAAGAUAUCAGCUGCAAUAAUAGAAGUAAAGUAGUUAUGACCAACCUAGACAGCAUAUUUAAAAGCAGAGACAUUACUUUGUCAACAAAGGUCCACCUAGUCAAGGCUAUGGUUUUUCCAGUGGUCAUAUAUGGAUGUGAGAGUU